Molecule: messenger RNA, 1116 nt
Organism: Penicillium soppii
Lineage: Eukaryota; Fungi; Ascomycota; Eurotiomycetes; Eurotiales; Aspergillaceae
Product: FAD/NAD(P)-binding domain-containing protein
Exons: 3
Coding region: 1-1116 (371 amino acids)
Biological process (GO): secondary metabolite biosynthetic process
Molecular function (GO): FAD binding; monooxygenase activity
Source: RefSeq, a predicted model, not a curated record
AUGGAGAAAGCGAACGUAUUGAACAAGAAUUCCCUGCGUCGAUACGCAAACAAUGAGGAACUGGGAACUGCCCCUUUGAUGCCCCAGAUUGGCAAGAAAUACCAUGCCCCUCUGGCAGUCAUCCACCGAGGAGAUUUACAACGUAUUCUUCUAGACGGCGUUCGGGCCGCAGGCAUCGAAUUGCGCACCAACUCCCGGGUAAUCCGAGCAGCUGAUGACUUUGAGGCCAACGUCCAGCUCGAAUCAGGGGAGUGGAUAUCUGGGGAUGUAGUGGUUGCUGCGGAUGGAAUCAAAUCUGAACUUCGUCACCAGAUUGCAUCCCAUCACGGAGUGACUGACACCUGCCAGCCCACCGGUGAUGCGGCAUACCGCAUUAUGAUCCCGAAGGACAAAAUGCAAGGCGAUCAACGCGCCUUGGAUCUUUUGAACAACAAUGUUGGUAUGCGCUGGAUGGGGCCAGGAGGGCACAUCAUGGCAUACCCUAUCAAGAACAACACCGUUUACAAUAUGGUGCUGCUGCACCCUCAGAAGCAGGGUGCUUCAAAUGAGGAGAGUUGGACUAAUAAAGGAGAUAAGCAAGAGAUGAUCGAAUUUUACCGUAACUGGGAUGACUUAGUGCAAAGUCUCUUGAGCUACGUCCCGGAAGGUGAUGUCAUGGAGUGGACCUUGAACUCACACUUCCCUCUACCCUCGUGGGUUGAAAAUAAGUGUGUCUUGAUGGGUGAUGCUUGUCACCCAAUGCUACCAUAUGUGGCUCAGGGAGCUGCGCAGGCAAUUGAGGAUGCCGGUGUCCUUACGUGCGCUCUGUCCCUGACCAGUUCAGUCCCUACAGCAUUAGCAGUGUACGAGUCAGUACGAAAAGAACGUGCGGAGCGUAUCCAGAAAAGUGCCGCGGUGACGAGGAAAGCGCUGCAUCUACCCGAUGGGGAGGAGCAGCGAAAACGAGACGAAGCCAUCCGAGGAACGGGCAAGAACCCUGAUCUAUGGGCUGAUCCUAGUUGGCAGGACUUUAUGUGGGGGACGGAUGUUAUGAAGGAUACGAUCGAAAAUUGGGACGACAUAGUUGCGCACAGCCAUGGCUAUCAUCCACAUGCGGUGCAGGCAGUAGGAUACUGA